Molecule: messenger RNA, 915 nt
Organism: Ruditapes philippinarum (Manila clam)
Lineage: Eukaryota; Metazoa; Mollusca; Bivalvia; Venerida; Veneridae
Product: opioid growth factor receptor-like protein 1
Exons: 2
Coding region: 38-772 (244 amino acids)
Cellular component (GO): membrane
Molecular function (GO): opioid growth factor receptor activity
Source: RefSeq, a predicted model, not a curated record
CAUUCGAGAUGAUGUAGUUGCCAGCGCACGUGUCCUCAUGUCAUACCGGAUGAUGCUAGAUUUCUACGGCAUGAGGCUUGUCGAUCCAAUUGUAGGGAAGGUAAUUAGAAGUGGGAAUUGGCAAGAACGGUACAAUCACCUAAAUAGAUCGACCCAUAACUACCGACGAAUCACGAGAAUAAUAAAGUCCCUUGGUGAACUUGGCUAUGAGAGAUUCCAGUGCCAGUGGAUCACUUUCUUACUGGAAGAGUCCAUAAUUAACCAAGUUCUUCCGAACUUGAACGGACCCUGCAUGAAACAUUUUAUUGCUGCCAUUAAAGAUGACGUAGAAAAGGAACAAAUGUUCAAAAAUUAUUUCGAACUAGUUAGAAAACCUACGCCUGGACUGUGUGCCAGACCAAGACAAAAUGCUGAUACAAACAAUACAGCAAUUCCAGCUGAGAAAAGAACUCACGAUAAACACGAACUACAUGACGGAAGAGUUCCAAAUGGAGGCGGGGAUUUUAUAGACCAAAAGUUCGAUUUUCAAAAUGAUUCAAAUAUUCCAAGACAAACAAAUGUAACUACAAGUGACAAUGAAGGCGCUGUUGAUUUUGGACCUGCCGCAGACGACAUCGAUGGAAUCAAGGAUAUUCCGUAUAUUGACUGUACAUGUAACGGAAGUGGACAGAAAACUGAAUGCGUCACACAUACUGGGAAUGGAAAAGAUGACUCCAGCGCUGACGGCGGAACAGAUGUGGAUUAUGGUUCGGCAAUAAAUGUUAAACUAUAAUGUUUCCAUCAUUGACUGUGAUAAAAAUUGAUAUAUGUGCAAUGAAAUAAAAUAUUUAAUAAAGACAAGUAGAUCCAGAGAAACGAUGUUCUUGUUACGGUUUCUUGAUUUCAGUAAAUCAGGACAAACGCUUGGUAGACGUG